This is a messenger RNA of Fundulus heteroclitus (mummichog), 2121 nucleotides long. RefSeq names its product mesothelin-like protein. The transcript has 16 exons. Gene Ontology annotation, cellular component: cell surface. Gene Ontology annotation, biological process: cell-matrix adhesion. Lineage: Eukaryota; Metazoa; Chordata; Actinopteri; Cyprinodontiformes; Fundulidae. The coding region runs from base 1 to 2106 and encodes 701 amino acids. The record is from RefSeq and is a predicted model, not a curated record.
AUGGUCAUCUUGGACAGGCUGAAGACCUUCUGCAGUGGAACAGAAGAUCCCGAGGUUUCUGCAGCUCUGACGUCCAACAUCAAGACCUUCACAAAGCAAACCUUUGAAGAACUUGCAAAUGCCUCUUCAGCACUGACCAGAGAUCAGAUCCUGUCAGUGUCCUCCUCAGUUCUGGUGUCCUCCUUGUCAACCCUGGGCUCUGUGAAAAACUGGGGCCAGGACCAGACCACCACCAUUAUCCAGUCCAUCACCUCCUCAGGCUUCCAGAUCAACAGUGCAGCAUCUCUGGAGUCCCUGGGAACUCUUGUUGUUGGACUUCGCUCAGAGACGAUACAGAUGAUCUCAUCUUCUGAAGUCCUCAGUGCCUCCAGGAACCCCAACCUAGUUUCUAACAUGCUGGAAGCCCCAAAGGUUGUCCAGCAGACAUUUGUCACAAAGAUCAUUUCUGUGGACACAAAUCCGGCUAAAGUGGUGCAGAAUGUCCCUGAUGUCUUAGCAAGUGAGAUCCCACCUUCACUGCUGGUGUUUUCUGAGAGGACAGCAAACAUCAACGUGAUAAACAGAAAGACGUGGACACCAGACCAGUCCGCCAUGUUUAUUGGGACUUUGGCUGAAAUCAACGUUGACAUUGAGCAGUUUUCACCGUCUGUGCUGCAAGGCUUCAGUUGUUCCUCUGUUCAGAAAAUGUCAAAAACCACAAUCAAGCAGAUGAUCCGUGCCUGUCGACAGAGGAAAGGCAGGGCUAAGGUGGAGCUGAAGGAACCACAGCUGACCUGCAUGUACAACCUGCUCCGUGACGACCUCUCUCUGAACUUCACAGAUUAUCCUUCAGACAUGCUUCUCUACUUGAACAUUCAGGAUGUCCAGAAAGGAAACUGCAGGUCCUACUUUUCUGCACUGGGUGCUGCAGACUUCACUGUAGCCUCUGGUAUCUUGAACAAGGGCCCAAAGAAGUUCAGUGAAGCCAAGAACUGCUUGGGGAUCAGUGGCCCCCGCCUCAGCAGAGACAACGUGGAGGUCCUGGGGAACAUGGCCUGCAGCCUGGAAAGAUCCGACAUCGAGAACUCAGAUCCUCUCAUCCUGGAAAACCUCAAGGCCUGCAAAGAUCUCUCUGACGGCCAAGUGGCUGCUGUGGAAACACUGCUGCUAUCUGGGAAGACAAAAUACGGAGCUGUAACCACUUGGGACCUGCAAACACUGGAGGACCUCAAGAUACUUCCCCUCUACUUUACAAGAAACAUCUGGGACCACCUUACAGCUCCAAUAAAGAGGAAGUUCCUGAGAGGUUUUCUGCCAAACUUGAGGAAACAAAAACCAGAGAAGAACAAGCUGAAAAACCUGUUCAAAAAGAUCAGCCCCACUUUGCUAAAACAGGGAGAAGGAUGCACUGAGGGCAACAUCACCCAUACGACCAUUAGCGACCCAUCUUUUCCUUUUGGCUUCGACGUUACCCAGUUUGACCUCUGCCUGGAUGUUUCUGUUCUGAAAGACAACCUCAACGCUCUCUGCCAGAAAGUGGAUGAUGACGACUUCCAGAAAAUUAUUCUGAAGAAGCUCAACCAGGCCUUCCCCACUGGAGUUCCUGACCAGGAAGUACAGAUGCUUGCCUCCGUAUCUCGCGCAGCAACACUUGAUGACAUCUCUAGAUGGAGCAUCACUAGCCUGGACACCUUGGCAGCUCUCAUGGACCCUGAAAAUGGACCCUGGGAAAAGCCAAAGAGCAAAGAAAUCAUCACCAAGUACCUGAACACCUCUGGAAAUUCCCUGGGCAGCAGGGAGCUGAACUUUAUUGACUCCAACCUUUGCUCAUUGGACACCAGCAUGUUGCAGAACAUCACAUCAGACAGUAUUGGAAACGCCAAGCUUCUUAAUGUGGCAUCGUGUUCAGCUGAGCAGAAGAGAGUCCUCUAUGAGAUCAGCAACAGCUCCUUCAGCAUCCAUCGGGAUAAUCCUGUUAUCUUUUACAACCUGGUUAAAGGCUAUCUCGGCGGAGCGCCUCGAGCGGACAUUGUCACGUUAUCAACACAGAACAUCAGCAUGGAUGUGGAGACGUUCACAAAUCUAGAUAUCAAUGUCAUAACUGUAAGUAUGAAUGGAGAUAGAUAGAAGCAUUUAUUGUUG